UCGGAGAGGCUCUUAUCUCUGCUUCCGUCCAGGUGUUGUGCAACAGAAUUACUUCACCCGAGUUCGUUGACUUAUUUCGACACAAGAAACUCGAUGAGCCACUCCUCAUGAAGCUGAAGACGACACUGUUGACCUUAUAUGCAGUUCUCGAUGACGCAGAGGAGAAGCAAAUUAAGAAACCUGCGGUGAGGGAUUGGCUCGACGAGCUCAAACAUGCUGUCUUUGAUGCAGAGGACUUACUGGAUGAGAUCGACACGGAAGCUUUACGAUGCAAGUUCGAAGGUGAAGAUCAAACUGGAAAAUUUACCAAUAAGGUGCGGAACCUGCUCUUUUCUUCUCGUAAUCAUUUUUAUCAGAGCAUGAAUGAUAAGAUACAAGAGCUACAAGCAAGGUUAGAAAACUUCGUACAACUGAAAAGUGCUCUUGGUCUGAGAGAAGAUGCUGGGCGGAAGGUUUCACGAAGAACUCCAACAACUUCCUUGGUUCAUGAACCUUGUGUCUUUGGUAGAGAUGAAGUCAAAGAAAAUUUCUCAAAAGUGUUGCUAUCUGAUGAUGCAAGCAAGGAUGAUGUGUCUGUCCUCACCAUUGUUGGAAUGGGCGGGGUUGGCAAGACAACCCUUGCCCGAAUGCUUUACAAUGACGAUAAGGUGAAAGGUCAUUUUACAUUUCACGCUUGGGCUUGUAUUUCAGAAGAUUAUGAUGCUAUUAGGAUAACUAAAACUCUUCUUGAGUCAGUCACUUCAAAGCCUUGUAAUACGACAGAUUUGAAUUUGCUUCAAGUUGAACUAAGAGAACAACUGAAGGGAAGGAAAUUUUUAUUUGUAUUGGAUGACCUAUGGAAUGAGGAUUAUACUGAUUUGAAGUUCCUCCAAACUCCUUUUACGUCAGGAGCAAGGGGAAGUAAAGUCAUCAUAACAACACGGAACAAAAAUAUAGCAUCUGUCAUGCAAAAUGUUCCUAUUCAAUACUUGGAACCACUGUCACAUGAGGACUGUUGGUUGUUACUUUCAAAACAUGCAUUUGGAAAUGAAAACUGUAGUACACAUCCAAACUUGGAAGACAUUGGAAAGAAAAUUGCACUCAAGUGCAAAGGGUUGCCUUUAGCUGCACAAACACUUGGGGGUUUGUUACGUUGCAAUAUGGAUUUCGAGUACUGGAAUAGAAUACUAAAUGACAGUUUUUGGGACCAACCCUAUGAUACAACUAACAUUCUUCCGGCUCUAGGGUUGAGUUACCAUUAUCUUCCUGCUCAGUUGAAACAAUGCUUUGCUUAUUGUUCAAUUUUUCCAAAGGAUUAUGAGUUUGAAAAGGAAGAUAUAGUUCAAUUAUGGAUUGCAGAAGGUAUAAUUCCACAAGUUGAGAAUGGAAAAAGGAUGGAAGCAUUGGCUAGAAGAUACUUUGAUGAGCUAUCAUCACGUUCACUACUUCAAAAGUCAAGCGAAUCUAGUUUCACAAUGCAUGACCUCAUUAAUGACUUGGCUAUGUUCAUGUCUAGGGGUUUUUGCCUUCGAUUGGAACGGAGGGAAUCACAUAAAGUUGAAAGAGUUCGCCAUUUGUCAUAUGUCAGGGGACAAUUUGAUGGUGCUCCAAAAUUUGAGCCAUUAUAUGGCGCUAAGUGUAUGCGGACCUUCCUACCUCUCUCUUUAAAUCAAUAUGCAUGUUUUGUAAGUAAAAAGGUUAUGCAAAAUUUGUUGCCAUCACUACGUUGUUUACGAGUGAUAUCAUUGUCACGUUAUAAAAAUGUCACUGAGUUACCUGAUUCUAUUGGAAACCUCAUUCACUUGCGCUACUUGGAUCUUUCUCGUACCGCAAUUGAAAGGUUACCUGGGGUACUUUGCAAUCUCUACAACUUGCAGACAUUACUAUUGUCAAAUUGUUUCUCACUCCUUGAACUGCCUGCAGAUAUUGGAAAAUUGAUUAAUUUACAGAAAUUGAUGUUGGGAGGUUGUCGCUCUCUUAUUAAAUUGCCUGCAUGCAUGAAGGAGUUGAUUAAUUUGCAUCAUCUUGAUGUCAGUGGAACUAAAAUUGAAGAGAUGCCGGUGCAAAUGGGUAGACUGAAAAGUUUGAGAACAUUGACUGCUUUUGUUGUGGGCAAAUCUAAAGGGUCAAGCAUAAGAGAACUGAGGGAGUUCCCGCAGCUUCGAGGAAAACUAUCAAUUUUGAAGCUACAAAAUGUAGUUGAUGCGAGGGAUGCACUGCAAGCCAAUAUGAAGCACAAGAAAGAUCUCAAGGAGGUAGAGUUUUCAUGGGAUGCGGAGGAAGCUGAUGAUUCCCAAAAGGAGAAAGAUGUACUCGACAAGCUCCAGCCUUGCGUGAAUUUGGAGAAAUUAACCAUCAGAUUCUAUGGUGGAACCAAUUUUCCAAAUUGGUUAGGAGACUCGUCUUUUUCUAAUAUACAAGUCAUGCAUCUCAGUGAUUGUAGUUAUUGUUGGUUACUCCCACCAGUUGGGCGGCUACCGGCACUCAAAGAGCUAUGUAUAGAAAGAAUGAAGUUUGUGAAGACGAUUGGCGUUGAAUUCUAUGGCAUAAAUGGAGCUUAUCUGACUCAGCCAUUUCAAUCUCUGAAGAAGCUGGAGUUUAGGGAGAUGCUAGAAUGGGAGGAAUGGGUACCAAGUGGAAGAUCAAGUGGAGCUUACGGUGUCUGGGUGUGA
Prunus avium (sweet cherry) is the source of this 2651-nucleotide messenger RNA. Lineage: Eukaryota; Viridiplantae; Streptophyta; Magnoliopsida; Rosales; Rosaceae. The record is from RefSeq and is a predicted model, not a curated record.